AUGAGCAACGACGUGCCCACGCCCAUCUCCGACGACGAGGUGGUGGCCCUCGCAAAGGCUGCCUUCGAGCAGUCUCGCGACGACAUCAACCACCGCGCCGCAGAGACGCCCAAUGCCGCGCGCGAGCUGCAGUCGCAGCAGCCCGGCAUCACCAUUGACCUCGGCCACAAGAGCAUCGCCCGCCUGCCCGACGAGGUCAUCGAUGUCAUCCGCGCCGAGAUCGAGAGGCUUGCCCUCUCUCACAACCUCUUGACCACCCUCCCCUCGCGUCUCAUCGAGUGCAAGCGCCUCCGCUACCUCAAUGUGCGCUACAAUGCCCUGCGCGAGAUCCCCGAUUGCAUCCUUGACAUGACAUCGCUCGAGAUCUUCGAUGUUAGCAGGAACAAACUCCGAUCCAUACCGCCCAAGAUCGCCAAUCUCGCUUCGCUGAAGGUGCUAGCUAUCGCGAAGAAUCGGAUAGAGGAACUCCCCGUGUGCCUGGGAGAGAUGAACAGUCUGCAGGUCUUAAAACUCGACGGUAACCAGCUGGUAUUCCCUCCGCCGGAUGUCUGCACAAUCAAAAGCAAUGCCCCGUCGCCCGCGAAUGAAAACGAGCGAGACGCCGUUAUUUCAACCCAAGUGAAGAAAUUCAUGAGGCAGCACGCAUCCAAAGAGAAGCAGCGUGUGGAGAUGGAUCGCUUACGGGUCGAAUCGUCUAGCGACGAGAGUUGGACCGAAAGCAAUCCUGAGACACCGCGCCCAUCAAGGCGCGUCAAUGGCGGACGGUUUCCUGUCAAACCGAGCGUGAGCAAAAUAGAAGGUUUUCCGGAAAACCGCUCUGAUUCGCCUGGCAUGGCACCACCCAUCCCCUCGCGAUCACACUACCGCGUAGCCUCGCAAACACAGUCAAAUGGACCAUCUCGAAGACCUCAAAUCUCCCCGCUCAUCUUGACCAACGGUUCCACCGGCUCAAAUGAGCGCAAUCGAAGCCAAAGUGAGGGUGGAGGCUCAGGAUCCUCUACCCACCGCCAGAAACGCAUGGGCAUCUACACCAAGCAGACUCCUGAGCUCGGGGCUGUAGAUGAAUUGAAGAGAACAAGCCACUUUCGGGGUUUCAGCCAGGGUUAUCUUGUGCCUGGCAACAACCUGGCCAACGGCUUGUCAGGUCCAGCCACAGCUAUCGGCUACGGUGACUCUAGCACUAUGCGACCCCCUGGCCAACCGUCCGCUCUCUGA
Messenger RNA from Didymosphaeria variabile, 1215 nucleotides. RefSeq names its product RAM signaling network component. The transcript has 4 exons. NCBI's taxonomy places the organism in Eukaryota, Fungi, Ascomycota, Dothideomycetes, Pleosporales, Didymosphaeriaceae. Gene Ontology annotation, molecular function: protein binding. The record is from RefSeq and is a predicted model, not a curated record. Bases 1 to 1215 code for a protein of 404 amino acids.